Messenger RNA from Penicillium samsonianum, 903 nucleotides. Its product is annotated as carbohydrate esterase family 5 protein. Lineage: Eukaryota; Fungi; Ascomycota; Eurotiomycetes; Eurotiales; Aspergillaceae. Gene Ontology annotation, biological process: carbohydrate catabolic process. The coding region runs from base 1 to 903 and encodes 300 amino acids. The record is from RefSeq and is a predicted model, not a curated record. Gene Ontology annotation, molecular function: cutinase activity. Gene Ontology annotation, cellular component: extracellular region. The transcript has 3 exons.
AUGAAGUCUACUAUCAUCCUCGCCUUGGCGAGCAUUGCCAUCGCAGCUCCCACUCGCACCAUCGAGAACCGCCAGCUGCCCGGUUUCGGUUCCGGCAGUGGUACCAGCAGUGGACUGGAUGCCCUGAAGUCUAUCUUCCCAGGACUCUCGGGCUCUGGCGGUGGUUCCGGCACUCCGACUGGCAGUGGACUGGAUGCCUGGAAGUCUCUGAUCCCCGGACUCUCGGGCUCUGGUAGCGGCUCGGACAGCUCGUCAGGUAGCGGACUGGCUGGCUUGAAGUCUCUCCUCCCAGGACGCUCAACCAGCUCGUCGGGCAGUGGACUCAGUAUCCCCGGUUUGAGCUCAGGCUCAGGCUCUUCAACCGAGAACGGCGUCACCCAGAAUGACGGCUGCAAGGAGUACACGUUCAUCUUUGCGCGCGGAACUUCCGAGAUUGGUAACAUGGGCACGAUCGUUGGACCCCCCGUCGCCAAGCAGUUGAACUCCCUGACUGGCGACAAGGUCACCGUGCAGGGCGUGGAUUAUCCGGCGGAUGCAGCGGGCAACGCAGUGUUGGGCGCAGCUGGCGGUCCCGCCAUGAUCAAGCUCGUCAAGCAGGCUCUCAGCCAGUGCCCCAAGACCAAGGUCUUGCUGGGCGGAUACUCCCAGGGUGCGAUGGUCGUCCACAAUGCUGCCAACAGCCUCGCCGCCGACCAGAUUACCGCUGCCGUUCUUUUCGGUGACCCAUUCAAGACCCAGAGUGUCGGUAAGGUUGCCGGCGACAAGGUUAAGGAGUUCUGCCACCUUGGUGACCCGGUCUGCUUGAACGGAGCAAAUGCCAUGGCCCAUAUUACUUAUGGAACUGAUGCUGAGGCGGCUGCGAAGUUUUUGCUUGAAGCUGCUGGCGCUUCCACCUCUUCGUAG